AUGACGAUUGCAAUCGAACCGCUUGUGUCGUUGCUCGAUGACAGCAGGAUUGGCGUGCUCGACGGCGGACUUGCCACCUACCUCGAGGACGGCCUCGGAUUCGACCUGUCUCGGGGUCCGCUCUGGUCGGCCCGCCUGCUCGACGAGCAAGAAGACGACGUCAAGGACGGCAAGGGUCGUCGCGGUAUCCUGGACGCCCACGCACAUUACAUUGACGCUGGCGCUCAGAUAAUCGGCACCGCCACGUACCAGGCCUCGCACGAGUCGUUCGAGCGAGCCAGCUACUCGCCCUCCCGCGCCAACGAGCUGAUGACCGCAGCGGUCCACAUCGCCUCGGACGCCAUCUCGUCGCAGUCGGCCUCGGCCUCGUCGAGCAAGGCGCCGCUCAUCAGCCUCUCGCUCGGGCCCUACGGCGCCGUCCUGUCCAACGGCGCAGAGUACACGGGCGACUACCGCCCCACCUACCUUCCUACCUCGGACGACCGCCGCGACCGCCAGCCCACUGUCGCAGAGCUGCGCGCGUUUCACCGUCGAAGGCUGCAGACGUUCCGCGCAGACGAGCGCGCUUGGGCCUCCAUUGGCGUUGUCGCGCUCGAGACGGUGCCGCGGGCCGACGAGGGCGUCGCGUUCCGCCUUGCACUAGAGGACCUCGCACACGAGCUGCCGACAGACGCGCCGCUCAAGCCGGUCUACGUCAGCUACGCCUUUCCGGACGACCGGUCGCUGCCGUGGCCCAAGGCGUCGGGCGACGAGCUGGGCACGAGCGACGAGCGGAGGGAGGCGAGGGCCGACAGGGAGAUGGAGGACCUUCUCUACGGCCUCCUCUCUGUCGACGUGCCGGAAGACGACGGCGGCAAGAGCAGCAAGAAGGCGCGGUGGCCCAUCAGCGGCGUCGGCAUCAACUGCACCAAGCCCUUCCUGAUCGCGCCGCUGGCGGACAGGAUGACGACGGCCCUGCAGCGCCUCGACCGGCCAGAGUCGCAAGGCGGCCGAUCGCUGCGACAACAGCGCACCGAGGCGGGCGUAGGCGCCCCACUGCUGUUCCUCUACCCGGACGGAGGGCUAAUCUACGACGCUGUCAAGAAGGUGUGGCUGCAGCCCAACGAUGCCUCGCAGUCGUCGUCGUCGGUCGCUGGGCCCUCGGGCGCCGAGUCCUGGGCCGACGGCCUCAUCAAGAUCGCCAAGUCGGUCUCUCGGGAUCCGGCGUGGUCGGGCGUCUUUGUCGGCGGCUGCUGCAAGAGCGGCACCGACGAGAUCAGGGCCCUCUGUCGGCAUCGCUGA
Molecule: messenger RNA, 1281 nt
Organism: Pseudozyma flocculosa PF-1
Lineage: Eukaryota; Fungi; Basidiomycota; Ustilaginomycetes; Ustilaginales; Ustilaginaceae
Exons: 3
Coding region: 1-1281 (426 amino acids)
Biological process (GO): S-methylmethionine cycle
Molecular function (GO): S-adenosylmethionine-homocysteine S-methyltransferase activity
Source: RefSeq, a predicted model, not a curated record